Molecule: messenger RNA, 1011 nt
Organism: Phytophthora sojae
Lineage: Eukaryota; Oomycota; Peronosporomycetes; Peronosporales; Peronosporaceae
Product: Mitochondrial/chloroplast ribosomal protein L3
Exons: 1
Coding region: 172-885 (237 amino acids)
Biological process (GO): translation
Cellular component (GO): ribosome; mitochondrial large ribosomal subunit
Molecular function (GO): structural constituent of ribosome
Source: RefSeq, a predicted model, not a curated record
CGCGGAUCGAGCGCGCUCGCGGGCAGGGCGCUGCGCCAGACGUUGGCGCGCGCGUCGUCGCUGUCGACGGCCGCCACCUCCUCGGCCCCCGCCGCCGCUGCGGCCAACGUGGAGGCCGUCGCCUGGUCGCCCGAGAAGAAGCGCACGGGGCUGCUGGCCGUCAAGAUCGGCAUGAUGCCCGUGUGGGACCACUUCGGCUACCGCCACAACUGCACGGUGCUGCAGGUGGAGGAGUGCCAGGUGACGCAGGUGAAGACGGCAGACCGCCACGGCUUCAACGCGCUGCAGCUCGGCGUGGGUCUGCGCAAGGCCAAGAACGUGAGCAAGCCCGUGCUGGGCCACCUGGCCAAGGCCGGCGUGCCGGCCAAGCGCCAGCUGCAGGAGUUCCGCGUGUCCGAGGACGCGCUGCUGCCGCUGGGCACCACGCUCUCGGCGCUGCACUUCAACGCCGGCCAGUUCGUGGACGUGUGCGGCAUCAGCAAGGGCAAGGGCUUCCAGGGUGUCAUGAAGCUGCACAACUUCGCGGGCCAGCCGGCCUCGCACGGUAACUCCAAGACGCAGCGCCACAUGGGUUCGACCGGCCAGUGCCAGGACCCCGGCAAGGUGUUCAAGGGCAAGAAGAUGCCCGGCCGCAUGGGCGGCAACCGCGUCACGCGCGACAACCUGUGGAUUGCCAAGAUCGACGUGGAGCGCAACCUCAUCUACGUCAAGGGCAGCGUGCCCGGCAACAACGGCAGCAUUGUGCGCGUCACGGACGCGCGCAAGAAGAAGCCGGCAUCACCGCUCCCGUACCCGACCUUCGUGCCGGCGGAGGGCGAUGCUCUGCCGUCGGAGGUCAUGGCGCCGCACGGCGACGUUGACCCGUACCACUACGACGAGAAUUAGAGAAGGAACAGCGAGGACUGGCAAGCAGCUUGGGACUGACGACAGAGCGUCUAUCGGUAGAGUGAGCCCGCGGGCUCGCGUGGGUGGACGCUCCUAUGCGGAAAUCGAAAUUGUGUUUGCCAUCUU